CUCUCUCUCUCUCCCGUGCUGCUCUCCCUUCUCCUCUCCUCAAUUACCACGCCGCAGCCGCAGCCCCCCAACCCUAGCUAGUACGGCGGGCGACCUGAGGGGGUAGCUGCCUACCUCUAUACCUGCUAUCUCCGUUCGAUCCGGGUCGGGCUCGUGCUGCUGGGGGCGGGGGCAAUCAAUCGGCGAGCUCGGUGAUCCAUGGCCGUGGCUGUGGGGUGGCUGUGAGGGUGCCCCCGGCGGCGCUCCCCUCCGCGCCUGCCGGCGAGGGGGCUCGGACUGAAGGGAUCUAGGCGAGCUGAAAAUUGAAGUGCAGGCAAGGAGAUAAGAGCAGCGUCCAAAUUGUGAGUACUUCAUUAGCAGGAGGUAGUGGUUGUGCUUGCUUGGCUCCUUUGCAAUUUGGCUUUGGCGAGGUAGCAAUGGCUGCGGCAGUGGCAAUGCGAGGGAGUAGCAGUGAUGGAGGUGGCUAUGAUAAGGUUUCCGGGAUGGACUCCGGUAAAUAUGUGCGCUACACGCCUGAGCAGGUGGAGGCGCUUGAGCGGGUGUACGCCGAUUGCCCCAAGCCAACCUCCUCCCGCAGGCAGCAACUGCUGCGUGAGUGCCCCAUACUUGCUAACAUUGAGCCCAAGCAGAUCAAGGUCUGGUUCCAGAACAGAAGGUGCCGGGAUAAGCAGCGGAAGGAGUCUUCACGGCUUCAGGCUGUCAACAGGAAAUUGACGGCAAUGAACAAGCUACUUAUGGAAGAGAAUGAGCGACUCCAGAAGCAGGUCUCCCAAUUGGUUCAUGAGAAUGCCCACAUGCGACAGCAGCUGCAGAAUACUCCGCUGGCAAAUGAUACAAGCUGUGAAUCAAAUGUGACUACCCCUCAAAACCCUUUAAGGGAUGCAAGUAACCCCUCUGGGCUCCUUUCAAUUGCAGAGGAGACCUUGACAGAGUUCCUCUCAAAGGCUACUGGUACAGCUAUUGAUUGGGUCCAGAUGCCUGGGAUGAAGCCUGGUCCGGAUUCGGUUGGUAUUGUGGCCAUUUCACAUGGUUGCCGUGGUGUUGCUGCCCGUGCCUGUGGUUUGGUGAACCUAGAACCAACAAAAGUGGUAGAGAUAUUGAAAGAUCGUCCAUCUUGGUUCCGUGAUUGUCGAAACCUGGAAGUCUUUACAAUGAUUCCAGCAGGAAAUGGAGGAACGGUUGAACUUGUCUACACACAGUUGUAUGCUCCAACAACUUUAGUUCCUGCACGAGAUUUUUGGACGUUACGGUACACAACCACAAUGGAAGAUGGCAGUCUUGUGGUCUGUGAGAGAUCUUUAAGUGGUUCAGGGGGCGGUCCAAGUGCUGCCUCUGCUCAGCAAUAUGUGAGAGCGGAAAUGCUUCCAAGUGGAUACCUGGUUCGCCCAUGUGAAGGUGGGGGAUCAAUUGUGCACAUAGUGGACCAUCUGGAUCUUGAGGCAUGGAGUGUUCCUGAGGUGCUUCGGCCACUCUAUGAAUCUUCAAGGGUAGUCGCUCAGAAAAUGACUACUGCGGCACUCCGGCACAUCAGACAAAUUGCUCAAGAAACAAGUGGGGAAGUGGUGUAUGCCUUGGGGAGGCAACCAGCAGUGCUACGGACUUUUAGUCAAAGGCUGAGCAGAGGCUUUAACGAUGCCAUUAGUGGUUUCAAUGAUGAUGGGUGGUCUAUAAUGGGCGGAGACGGUGUUGAAGAUGUAGUUAUUGCUUGCAACUCAACUAAGAAAAUUAGGAGUAACAGCAAUGCUGGCAUCGCCUUUGGAGCCCCCGGAGGUAUUAUAUGUGCUAAGGCAUCAAUGUUACUGCAGAGUGUUCCUCCAGCAGUACUGGUUCGAUUUCUGAGGGAGCAUAGAUCUGAAUGGGCCGAUUACAAUAUUGAUGCAUAUUUGGCUUCAACUCUGAAAACAAGUGCAUGUUCACUUACUGGGUUGCGACCCAUGAGAUUUUCUGGGAGCCAAAUCAUCAUUCCACUUGCUCACACAGUUGAGAAUGAGGAGAUUCUUGAAGUUGUUCGCCUUGAGGGUCAACCUCUUACUCAUGAUGAAGCUCUUCUUUCAAGGGAUAUCCACCUGCUUCAGCUCUGCACUGGAAUAGACGAGAAGUCUGUGGGAUCCUCCUUUCAGCUUGUGUUUGCACCGAUUGAUGAUUUCCCAGAUGAAACUCCAUUGAUUUCUUCUGGCUUCCGUGUUAUACCACUUGAUAUGAAAACAGAUGGUGCAUCCUCUGGUAGGACAUUAGAUUUGGCAUCUAGUCUUGAAGUAGGUUCAGCAACAGCUCAAGCCUCCGGAGAUGCAUCUGCAGAUGAUUGUAACUUGCGAUCUGUUCUGACGAUCGCUUUUCAAUUCCCUUACGAGUUGCAUCUCCAAGACAGUGUUGCAGCUAUGGCUCGCCAAUAUGUCCGUAGCAUUGUUUCUGCUGUGCAAAGAGUGUCAAUGGCUAUCUCUCCCUCUCAAACUGGUCUAAAUGCCGGACAGAGGAUAAUCUCUGGUUUCCCUGAAGCAGCAACCCUUGCUCGAUGGGUUUGCCAGAGCUACCAUUACCAUCUAGGGGUAGAGUUACUUAGUCAAUCAGAUGGAGAUGCAGAACAAUUGUUGAAGAUGCUAUGGCAUUACCAAGAUGCUAUUUUGUGCUGCUCAUUCAAGGAAAAACCGGUGUUUACAUUUGCCAACAAAGCAGGACUGGACAUGCUAGAAACUUCCCUUGUCGCCUUACAGGACCUCACAUUGGACAGGAUCUUUGAUGAGCCUGGAAAAGAAGCAUUGUUCUCAAACAUUCCCAAAUUGAUGGAGCAGGGCCAUGUCUACCUGCCAUCAGGCGUGUGCAUGUCAGGAAUGGGUCGGCAUGUUUCUUUCGAUCAGGCCGUGGCUUGGAAAGUGCUUGCCGAGGAUAGCAAUGUUCACUGCCUGGCCUUCUGUUUCGUCAACUGGUCCUUUGUGUGACCAUCCCACAUCCACUGCGAAGUGAAGAUUCAUUUUUGCUUGUUCAAGACUGUUUUGCACUAGAUCUAGACCUGAGAAUCUAGUAGUAUUUGCGAAAUUUCUCGCUUAUGUAAAUGUAAUCUCGCUCCCAUUCCAUCAAGUACCCAAGUACAAGGCAGUGGCCAAGUGGUUUUAGUUGUAGGGGGAUCGGAGCAAUCCUGACGGUUGGGUACUUGGGUUCCUUCCAGCAAUGUAAAAUCGGAUCCUGUAGGGCGUCGAAAACUGCAUUGGCAAGAUUCUUCGAAAUGCAGACCAAAUUUAGCUAGUACAUCGUAACUUUGGCAUUA
Oryza sativa Japonica Group (Japanese rice) is the source of this 3262-nucleotide messenger RNA. NCBI's taxonomy places the organism in Eukaryota, Viridiplantae, Streptophyta, Magnoliopsida, Poales, Poaceae. The record is from RefSeq and is a predicted model, not a curated record.